AUGUCGCUGAUCCCCCGCGGCACCGGGUUCGACCCCUUCUCCCUCGGCUUCUCGGACCCCUUCGACGGCUUCCCCUUCGGCAGCCUGGUCCCGCGCGCCUCCUCCUCCUCCGAGACGGCGGCCUUUGCGGGCGCGCGCAUCGACUGGAAGGAGACCCCCGAGGCACACGUGUUCAAGGCGGACGUGCCGGGGCUGAAGAAGGAGGAGGUCAAGGUGGAGGUGCAGGACGGCAACGUGCUCCAGAUCAGCGGCGAGCGGAGCAAGGACCAGGAGGAGAAGACGGACACCUGGCACCGGGUGGAGCGCAGCAGCGGCAAGUUCAUGCGCAGGUUCAGGCUCCCCGACAACGCCAAGGUGGACCAGGUCAAGGCCGCCAUGGAGAACGGCGUGCUCACCGUCACCGUGCCCAAGGAGGAGGCCAAGAAGCCCGACGUCAAGUCCAUCCAGAUCUCCGGCUAGAUGUUCGUGUGCGCGCGCCCGCGUCAUGGAGAUGGCAUCAGUAGAGAGUAGGACAGAGUCUUCUUAGCAAAGUCGUCUGCUUAAUAAAU
Molecule: messenger RNA, 548 nt
Organism: Lolium rigidum
Lineage: Eukaryota; Viridiplantae; Streptophyta; Magnoliopsida; Poales; Poaceae
Product: 17.9 kDa class I heat shock protein-like
Exons: 1
Coding region: 1-459 (152 amino acids)
Biological process (GO): response to hydrogen peroxide; protein folding; response to salt stress
Source: RefSeq, a predicted model, not a curated record